AUGGCAAAGGAAACAAUAAAAAAGACAAACGUGGAAUGGUCGACAAAUAUAAGUUGUUUUUUAUUUUCUAUUUUGACAUUUUUUAUAAGAAAUACUUGGAACGGCUUGCUAUACCAAAUUUUAGUUUUUGCUCGAAUUUUAUGUCAGAAUAUUGUAUCCAAAAUGACUACGACCUGCAGCUGCCGUGAUGCUCAAAUUGUCGAAGGAAUAUUUGGUGAAAUUUACCCAGGGUCCUUUCAGUCGGCGUCAGGAGAUGCUGAAUAUGGUUCAAUAAGUAAAGAUGUUGGGAGUUUAGCGCCAGUGAAAAUCAAGUCGUACACAUUGACCAAUAAUAAUCGCAUGCAAGUUGUCCUUAUUACUUGGGGAGCUACAAUUGUGUCGCUAACGUGUCCAGACAAGUUUGGAUCAUCAGCAGACGUAGUGAUGGGCUUUGAUGAUUUGGACAGCUACAUGGAUCCUAAUUUGAAUCUAUUUUUUGGAUCUGUGCUUGGUAGAUGUGCCAAUCGCAUAAAAGAUGGCAUGUUUUCCAUCAAGGACAGAGAUUUUCAGUUAUCAAAGAAUGAUAACAAUGUGCACCAUUUGCAUGGAGGUCUAAACGGAUUUGGUCGACAAGUAUGGGAUGGACAUAUCGAUGGUUGUACUGUUGUAAUGACGUACCUCAGCAAAGAUGGGGAGGAAGGAUAUCCAGGGGAUGUGCUCGCAACUGUACGGUUCAAGCUGACACCUGACAAUAGAUUGGAAAUUAGUAUGCGGGCUAUCACGUCCAAGUCUACAAUCGUCAAUAUGUCACACGGAUCCUACUUCAACUUGGCUGGACACGCUGCUGGUGUCAAGGAGUUGAACAAGCACAGAAUAUCCUUAAAUUGCGAUCGAUGGACUUUUGCUGAUUAUACAGACCCAGUCCCAACAGGUGCUAUACGUGGAGUAGGUGGGACUGUGAUGGACCUCAGGAUCCCUCAAAUUUUAGGAGACUGUCUGAGCAAGGUACCACCCGGAGAUGGUUACGAUCAUAACUUUUGUGUAUUACGAAGCUGGCAACCUGGAACUUUAUUUGUUGCACGGGCUCUCCACCCACCAUCUGGGAGAAUACUAGAAGUAUACUCUGAUCAACCUGGGGUACAGUUUUAUACGGGAGGCCGCCUGCCACCUCAGACGCCAUCCGAUAUCCAAUUAUCGUACGAUAUUUGCCCACAAAAACAGGAACAGAUUGAGAAAUCUGUGGAAGCAGAGCAACUAGAGGAUUGUUACGACGAAAUUAUUGGAGAGGGAGAUGAAGAUGGGGAUGAAGAGACAUUUAAAGAUUAUGAAUCCCAACCACCUCCAAUACUUGAGUUUAUUCCUGGAAAAAAACAUGCUGAGUAUAGAAAGCAUGGAGCAUUUUGCAUACAGCCACAAAACUAUCCCAACGCUAUAAACCAUAAACACUUUCCAUGUUCAAUUCUUCGUCCAGGCCAAGUAUACUAUCAUGAUUUAAUUUACAAAUUUGGAGUUCAACUAGGAAACUACAUGUAGAUAGA
Molecule: messenger RNA, 1517 nt
Organism: Neodiprion fabricii
Lineage: Eukaryota; Metazoa; Arthropoda; Insecta; Hymenoptera; Diprionidae
Product: galactose mutarotase-like
Exons: 9
Coding region: 1-1512 (503 amino acids)
Biological process (GO): beta-D-galactose catabolic process via UDP-galactose, Leloir pathway; glucose metabolic process
Molecular function (GO): carbohydrate binding; aldose 1-epimerase activity
Source: RefSeq, a predicted model, not a curated record